Pestalotiopsis fici W106-1 is the source of this 1182-nucleotide messenger RNA. RefSeq lists its product as uncharacterized. Gene Ontology annotation, cellular component: nucleus; cytoplasm; proteasome regulatory particle, lid subcomplex. The transcript has 4 exons. The coding region runs from base 1 to 1182 and encodes 393 amino acids. Gene Ontology annotation, biological process: ubiquitin-dependent protein catabolic process. NCBI's taxonomy places the organism in Eukaryota, Fungi, Ascomycota, Sordariomycetes, Amphisphaeriales, Sporocadaceae. Gene Ontology annotation, molecular function: ubiquitin binding; proteasome binding; endopeptidase activator activity. The record is from RefSeq and is a predicted model, not a curated record.
AUGUCCAUUCAGCCGAUUAUAACGUUCAAGGCCGGAAUAUGCGAGGUUGACCCCUCGACGAAGCCGUACAAGGUCUCGGCCAAGCCUGAAAAGGGCUAUGUCUACCUAUACUCUGAGGAUGAUCUAAUCCACUUUUGCUGGCGGCAACGCAGCUCUCCUAUUGACGAACCCGAUCUGGACCUGGUCAUGGUGCCUACCGAUGGCCACUUUGUUCCUCACGAGUCUCACAAGCAAACGAACUCGGCCUCCAAGACGAAUGGCCGUGUCUUUGUCCUCAAGUUCAUGUCAUCUUCACAACGCCACAUGUUCUGGAUGCAAUCGAAACCCCAAGGCCGCAACGGCGACCCGGCUUGGUUCAGCCCCCGAGACCUCAAAAUUGGCCAAAUUGUCGAUGCUCUGUUGCAGGGUGAGGAGGUGGAUGUCCAAUCCGAGCUCAACUCGGUAGUGAACAACAAUAACGAUGACCGUCCCGAUGAUGACGAGGAUGACGCCAUGGAGGACGUUCAGGGUCACGGCGACUCAAACGACCCUCGCGGCGGAGCCGGUGCUGGAGGCGCUGGCUCUGACGCCACUGGCGGUGAUGUACGAGAAGAGGGAGAGGGUGCCAGAGAGGGCGGUGCAGACGGAGCUCGAGCUGCUGCUGGUGGAAACGUUGACGCUGCUACUGCCGUGAGAAAUCUCCUCAACUCUUUGCAAGGCGGCCUGCCUGGCCAGGGCGGCUCUGGUCCCAGCCAAGGAGGCGAGGGAAAGCUCUAUCCCAUGCUUUCGGAUCUACUGACCCCGCCCACCACGGUCCCAGUUGCACAAGAUGCCACAGAGGAACAGUUGGACGAGCUCCUCGAUUACCUACCCCCUCAGGUCCUCAUUCUUUCCCAGCAAUCCGACUCGGGAGAUGCCUCCACAGAGCCCACCCCCGCCGCCGUUGAGGCUGCCAAGCAAGCCAUGAGCGUCGGCCAGAAGAAGGCCUUGCUAGUCAAGGUUCUGCGGAGUCCUCAGUUCCACCAGAGCUUGACCAGUCUUACCAUGGCAUUGAGAGAUGGCGGUUUGCCCACCAUUGCCGAGGCUCUUUCAGUCAAGGUCGAAAACAAUGGCUACAUGAAGGGUAGUAGUAUGCCCCUCGGUGGCGGAGAGGCCGUGGAAGCUUUUGUCGAAGGUGUCAAGAAGACUGUCGAGAAAAAGUAG